Molecule: messenger RNA, 3648 nt
Organism: Plutella xylostella (diamondback moth)
Lineage: Eukaryota; Metazoa; Arthropoda; Insecta; Lepidoptera; Plutellidae
Gene: Sras
Product: Ras converting CAAX endopeptidase Sras
Biological process (GO): CAAX-box protein processing
Cellular component (GO): endoplasmic reticulum membrane
Molecular function (GO): metalloendopeptidase activity
Source: RefSeq, a predicted model, not a curated record
AAAAAAUACUCUGUGAUGUGAACCAAUUUUUGUGGACCAACAAAAAAUUUGAUGCAAACAAAACUAUUAUUUCCACAAAAAACGCAUUGCGCAACUUUUCUUCAAUUAUUUUGUGAAAAAUGAAUAAUAACUAUUGAUUUGUGUUUUAGUUUAGUACAACGUUUAUUUAUAAAUAUGGCUGUAAAACAGUUUAUAGAUAACAAUACGUGUAUAUUUUCAAUUUUAGCUUGUAUUUUCCUUACCUUCGCAUAUGUUGGGAGUUUAUAUAUUUGGCGAUCAACAUUAAACAGAGACCACCCCUCCACCAUAAAGAGAAGAUUCUUCAGUGUGUCUUGCAUGAUGUUGUUGGCACCAUUCUUCACUCAGUAUUUCUUCACGGAGGGCACCCUAGUGAAAGGGGAUGUGUAUGGACACUUGGGGCUCCGUGCCGCAGGCGUGGUGCAGGCCUCCAUAGUUCCACUAAUACUGACUGCUAUAUUAUUCUUAGGCCCCUUGACUAUGCAGUUCUUCUCAGGGAUAUGGAAAUUGUAUGCAGAGCCAGUGUACUGGCUGUCCAGUUGGAAGGACUGGGUGUGGGUGCGGAACCACUUCAUGGCGCCACUGAGCGAGGAGUGGGUGUUCCGCGCGUGCAUGAUGCCGCUACUGCUGCAGUGUCUCGAGCCCAUCACCGCCGUGUUUGUCGGACCACUGCUAUUUGGCAUUGCACACUUUCAUCACAUGUACGAACAAAUGAAGGCUGGUUUUGAUUUCAAGAUGGCCCUAAUGAUCUCAUCAUUCCAAUUUAUGUAUACGAGUAUAUUUGGAGCGUAUUCAGCGUACCUGUUCUUGAGGACUGGUCACUUCGUGGCGCCACUAGUAGCCCACAUGUUCUGCAACCACAUGGGAUUCCCCAACUUCUCCGAGGUGAGCCAGCACAAGCCGGCGCACCAGGCCGUCAUCAUCGCGGCGUUCCUUGCCGGCCUGCUGCUGUGGUGUCUGCUGCUGAAUCCGCUUACUGACCCGGCGCUGUAUGACAACCAGAUCUAUGCUGACACGUAGAGGAAGAUGCGGUGUGAAGUGUAAGUUUUGGUAGUUUACGCAGACCGAAAUAGAAAGUGUAGCGGUCACGAAAAUUGACACUUGAUUCAAAGGGUUGCAAACAAACUUCAAACGUUUACGAUACGGGAGGUGGAAUCGCUUUUUCAUACAAUCGAUAGAAUCGAACUACACGCUACACUGCAUACUUUUUUGUAAUUUGAUUUAUUAUACUGACCACUAGAGGCUCUGCAUUGUAUGAAAUUUGUAUACUUAGCAGAUGUAUACUUUCCUAUGCGUAAACUAUUACAACUUACAAUAGAAGCACUGAUAAUGAUAACUCAAGGUUUGUAUUCGUGAGAAAUAAUGAAGAAAGACUCAAUAAUUGUCACUAAUACUAUGAUCUCUUAGUACAUGAGUAAUUUAUCUGUUUGUCACCGUUUGAAUAAGUAAAUUUUGACUGGUAGAAAAUGCUGUAGCAUCAAGUCCACCUUUUGUACACUCAUAGAUUAUAGUUAUGCAAUUACGAGUUAAAUAGAUACCUAAGUACUAAUAAUAAAGAAGAGACCAAACUGAUGCGUUCACUCUACGUUCUAAUGAAUACGAGACUACUUAGAAUAACUCACUGGCAUGGUAACUAACAAUAUAAUCGCAACUUUUACCACUAAAGCGUCGAUAUACCAAUGAAAAUUAAAUAGGAUUUUUGGUUAGGUUUUGUGACAAUAACUUGUGACCGUAUCCGUUUGGCCGCAUCUUCACACUAAACGAACAGUCAGUGCCUGAAUGAUGUUUCACACUAGAUUAGUUUAUACAGUGGAUAUGUGCUAUGUUACCUGAAUAACUGAAGGUACUAAAUUUUGCAGUGAAAUUCUUCGCUCUUAUUACUUACAUGACACUUUUUUGUUGGUCUUAGUAUUUUAUGGUUUAUACCUCAGUAUACCUAUUUAAGUAUUUUUCUUACGUGGUACUUACCUACAUUAAAUACCUAUAUUAUUUAACUUGCCCCGAUUUAGGUAGGAAUAUGGAUGUGAUUCAUAGAUUUAAAGAAUAGUAAUACUGUACCAAUACCUCGUAAAGUAUUGUCAUGUGCCAUCCAAAUGUAUGAUUGCAGUCCAGUUUCUGAAUUGAGAAACGAAAUAUCUUCUAACUGGUUUGCUUCAAACUAGAAUGACUUAUACAGGAAGCCAGUGAAGACCAUUUUUUUUAAUGGAAAACUGGUGAUAGUUCAUUAUGAUUCAUAAAUGAAUAAAUAACAUUCAUGACCGAUUGGUAUAAUAUCUCAAAAACGAUUACUUAGCCAGAAAACACACAUGUGAAAACAUACAGUAUAACGGUGUGGAUUCAUGACAGGACAGUCUGCUGUAUCCAGUUUUCUGGAGGGUUAUCGGACCCGGACACCCUGUAGAAUAUAUUUUUAAACCAUAGAUUACUGCAACCAGUGAUAAGAAAAUAAUAUAAAUGUAGUAUUUGACAAGGUGCCAGAGGCGGGGUUGUGCUUUGCUUUCUGCUAUUUAAUGUAUGAGAUAGUAAGUUUGAUUCAGUGACUGAAUGUUUGAUGCCAUAAUUUUAAGGAAUUAUUUAUUACUAAAGUACUUACUGAUAUUUUGUCAUAAGCUUGCUUAAGAAAUUAUACAGUCAUUAAUCCCAAUUAAAAUUAAAAAGAUAAGUUGUCAUAAGUUCUUAAUUAACUUGAAAUGUAUUUUAGUUACUAAAGUAAAUGGUGAAUGAAUUGUUUUGACUAGUCAAUUUACAAGUUGUUUCUUUAUUUUAUUUUAUGUAUAAGAGUUGUCGAAUAAUGUUUUGUUUUACUAAAAUACUUAAAAAGUCAAUUUAAACGAAAUAAAUGUAUGUAAAUAUUUAAAUUUUAUUUCAUGUGUUCUUUAUAUGCAAUAUUGACAUAAUCUUGCAUUUCCUGUAUAUAAUUAUAACCUAUAUAAGAAUAAGACACUAAUAUAAGUAAAAAGGAUUGUUCUAAACAAAGGCAGACAUUCCCGUAGAGCUUACAGAUAAUAGGGAAAAUAUUAUCGUUUUGAAAUUUGGUAUCCCGAAAAAGAAAAGCGGGCUUUCAUAUACCGGUAUAAGUUGAAUAUAACCCCUCACUAACUGAUGCGCGAAUGUCUAUUUUGCUCGCAUAGUAUAUUGACCCGCUUUGGGCCCAUUGGUUUCCUUCCGUAUAUGGACCGUAGGGUAUGUUUGCCUUAGUUUGUAUCAACGUUGACAAUCCAAAAUUUGCAAUUUCAUUAUAGGUACAUGUUCAAAUUGAAGACUGCAAUAGGGUCUCGUUAUGGUAAAUAUCGUUACGUUAGCCUAUAUUUCCUAGCUUUUUCUUCUAAACACUCAACAAGCAUUACGCUAGUCUAAUACGAGUAUGAGACCUUAUUGCAGUUAAAAUCCAUGUGUUUGCAUAAAAAUCUCAGUUUAAAUUUUACAACACCUAUUAACAAUAUCAUAUUAAACAGACCACUGUAGUAUAAUUUUAUACAUGCUUGUCUCAUAAGGUUGCGUUAAUUGUAAUUCAAAAUUAAGGAAACUAAGUCCGUCAAAAACUACAAAGAACUACAUUAUGAUGUUAUAAAUUAAAUUCAUGUAUAAAUUAAAUCAUCACAUUCUAUAAAAAUAAAUAAUUAAAAGGCC